AUGACGAAGGACAGUCCCUCCUCCAGCGGAGGGGGCGGCGGUCCCCCGUCCCCGCGCGCCCCUCGACCGUCCCUGCGCAGAGCGCCUUGCCAACACCCUGGCGGGGGAAGCACCGCCAGCUGCGGCGCGUCCCCCUCGCUUUUCCACGAGGAUCACCGGCGGGAACUGGAGGCGCUGCGGGCGGAGCUGGAAGCGGAGCGCCUGCGCUCUCAAGAGGCCCGGCGCCGUUUCGCGGUCGAGGCGCGGGAGCUGCGCGAGGCGGCCGAGCGGGACCGGCAGCUGCUGGCCGACCAGCUCCGCUCCAAAUGGGAGCAGCAGCGGGCCCGCGAGCUCCACCAGCUGAGGGAGGCCACCCAGCGGCAGCGCGAGGCCGAGAUCCGGCAGCUGCUGCGCUGGAAGGAGGCCGAGCUGCGCGAGGCCCAGGAGCUGCUGCAGCGGGAGCGCGACGCCGCCAUGAGGCAGGCGCGGGACUUGCAGCGCCAGCUGGCCGAGGAGCUGGUCAGCCGCGGCGGGGCCGGCGGCCGGGGAGCCUCCGGCGGGGGGCUGAGCACCGAGUGCCGCGCCAAGCUCCAAGAAGUCCUGGGCAAGCUCCGGUGGGAGGUGGACGGCGAGCAAGCCGCCCGGAUCCGCCACUUGAAGGCCGAGCUGGAGCUGGAGCGGAGCCUCUUCCUCAAGUAUAUCCUGCAGCGCUUCGAAGGGGAGUCCUUGCGUGCCGGCUCCCCGCACCGAUUCAGGCAGGCCUCCUCGCAGCAGCGGCUGGGCAGGACCAGGCCUCGCUCUUUGGAGAGUCUCAUCGCCGCCUGCACUCCAGAUGUCCAGGCGGUUUCCAACCAGUCCUCCUCCCCUGCCCGAGGGGAGUCUCCCUGCUGCCCCCAGGUGCUGGAAGAAGGGAAGCCGGCUGACAGCAGCUGCCCGGAGCAGCCCCACCAGAAGGUGGUGGGUAAAGAAUCACCCCUGAAGGAGGAGUCUAAGCAAGAGGGCUGCGCUGAUGCACCCCCUGAAGGGAAAGUGAGCUGCUGGGGGGCCGCUGGAGAACGCACCCCAGAAGCCAUGCAGGGGCAAGGCUGGUUGUCUGGCCACAGUUAUGACCAGCUGAUGAAGCAGAACACAGAGCUGUUGGAUGUCCUGGCCAACCUGGAGCAAAGGUGCACUCAUCUCAAGGAAGAGAAUGCGCUGCUUCGGAGGAGCAGCUUCCCGGAGAUGCAAGACAAAGUGAAGCGGUUGAAGGGGAAGAAUGCAGAGCUGGCUGUCAUUGCCAAGCGGCUGGAAGAGAGAGCCAAGAAGCUCCAAGAGACACAUCUCAGAGUUAGCAGUACCCCAAUACCGUUGGCCCUGAAUUGCUCUGAGAUGGAAUUGUGCAAGGACAUGUUUGCUCAGCAGCAGGCAAAAGAUCUGAAUAAGGAAGCCCUGUUGGCCAAAGACCAGCAGUUAGAAACCUUACAAAAGGAGUGUCAGGAGCUCCAGGCUAAGUUAUCUGCUGGAAAGGAGAACACCUAUUUGCUCGAUAUCAGUGAUUUUGAUCGCUUGUUACGAGAGUCUCAGAGAGAAGUGCUACGAUUACAAAGACAGAUAACGCUUAAGACCCUGAAGGAAUCUCUUCAGACCUCCAAAGUAGGUUCAAAUGGUUCCUCUUCAUCAGUUAGCAAGCAGGAAGCAUCAUCAGCCAUAAAUGUGCAUUUAGAGGACUCUUCUUUAGUAAAGAAGACACCAAAAACAUUGAAUAUAUUGAAAAAGGAUGCAGAAUCAGAAAAUCACUUACAGCUUUUACAAAAGCAGCUUGUUGAGAAACUAAAGCAGUACAAAAGCCUUAAACAUGAGGUAGAGGAAAAACAGAAAAGAUGGGAUGAAUUGCAACUGAAACUUAAAAAAAUAUUAAGUGAAAAUGUCAGGUUAUCUGAGGAGAACUUUCGACUCCAUGAGAAAAACAAGUGGGCAGAAAAGAUUGACAAUGAAAAUGCUGAUCUGAAGAUGAAACUAAUAGAGGCAACUGAUAAGCGAAAUUCUGCUGUUCAGCUGACUAAAGGACUUGAAGUCAAAGUAGAGAAUUUAAAACAAGUAAUUAAGAACAUGGAAGAGAUAGCAGAAAGACAGCAACAGUUAGAAACUGAACAUGAAAAAACUUUACUAGAGCCGCUAAAGAAAGAAGAAAAAAUACGACAACUGCAGCAAGUACAGACAGAAAUAAGAAGAAAACUUAAAGUAGCAGUACAGUUACAUGAAGCUCAAAUGAAAGAAUUAGAAAAUCAGUACCAUAGUCAAACUGAACAUUUUAAUCUUCAGUCUCAAGAUCUUGAACUAUUACAAAUUAAAAAAGCUGUGCUUUUGGGAUCAGAAUUGUCACAUACAACAUGCAGUUCCACAGGAAUGAGUUGUCCAGAACAAGAUACCUACCAUGCUCUUCAUUGCAGUAACAAUAUUAGCGAUGAAGACUGUGUAUCCAUGGCUUCUGUUGAUUUGAUCCAAAAAGUCAAGGAAUUGGAAUCCUGCUCAAACUCAUCUGGAUCAGAAUCUAUGCAGAACAGUUCUAAAUCUUGUCUGAAUCCAGAAGAAGAUACAUUAGGUGAAAUGGAAGAACUGGAAACAGAUAAAAUAUUCCUAAACCUACAAUCAGAGAAUCAAGAUUCUUUAAAACUUCGUGUUUUUUUAGCACGAUACAGCUAUGAUCCUUUCAAUGGUCCUAAUAAAAAUCCUGAGGCAGAACUUCCGCUAACAGCUGGAGAAUAUGUUUAUAUCUAUGGAGAAAUGGAUGAGGAUGGCUUCUAUAAAGGGGAGUUGAUGGAUGGCCGAAGAGGGAUAGUACCCUCAAAUUUGGUAGAGGAAGUUCCAGGUAACGAUCUAAUUAGUUUUAUUCCUUCAGAGCCAAGUGAAAUUUCCUAUAAUUCAUUCCAUGAAUCAAGUUUUCCCUGCCAAAGUGCUAGUAGUGGAGAAAAAAGCAACAGCCCUGAUGAAGAUACAUGCAGUCAUCUUCUGUCUAACAGACCAGAGGGAGAAUUAUAUGAAGUCCAGGCCGCAGUGCCUUAUCCCAAAAAUCUGACUCUCAUCAAACAGUCUGCAAGAUCCAUCAUUAUAGGCUGGGAUCCACCCCAAAUACUAGAUAAUUGGGGAGAAAUACAGAGCUACAACAUCUAUGUCAAUUCAGAGUUACGUCAAAAUGUGAACUGUGGCAGUCAGAUGAAAACAGUGAUUGAGAACCUAGAUUUAAAGUUGCAAACUUACCGAAUCUCAGUUCAAAGUGUGACAGACAAAGGAAAUUCCGAUAGAAUGCAAUGUACUUUCCUUGUAGGUAAUACUUUCCAUAUUGCACCAACUGUCCUGAAUCUUCACAAAGUCACUGCCACAUCAGCAAAAAUCACUUGGUUACCAAGCAACAGUAACUAUAUUCAUACAGUGUAUCUUAAUGAGAAGGAAUACGAUGUGACGAAAGCAGGGAUCUACUGCUAUAGUUUCCAAAACCUCAAACCCAGCACUCAGUACAGUGUAAAAGUGGAAUCUCUUAAUGAAGAGUUGGUGUAUACUCAGGGGGGGUUGGAGCAGAAAUCUACAGCAAUUACAUUUACUACUCCCUCAGCAGGGCCACCUGAUACUCCCCUUGAUGUCCAAGUACAACUUGGUUCUUCCGCAGACGUUCUAGUUAUUAGCUGGUUACCAGUAACAAUUGAUGCAGCAGGAUCAUCGAAUGGGGUAAAAGUCAUAGGCUAUGCUAUUUAUAUCAAUGGACAGAAAGUAACCAAAAUUAUGUCACCAACAGCUGGGAGCAUAUCAUUAGAAGUUUCCCAAAUACAUAUGUUCCAAGGUCCUUGGAAAGUUUCUGUAAGAACUGUUUCUCUGUUUGGGGAGUCUGAGGAUUCUGUGCCAGCUUUAAUUCCAUUGACCCUGCUGAAAGUGCCUAGUGCUUUAUUGUCAAAGUUUGUUGCCUCUGAGUUGACUUUCAAAGAAUUCUUAGAAUCUGAAGGCAUGCCAGUCUCCGCAACUACCUAUAUAGAGGAAGAAGAGGAGGAGGACCAAGAGACUAAAUGGGCCAUUUCUGGUGAAGAUGUCUGCAAGCCACAGGAGAACCCAGAAUCUUCCCUAGAACUGCCAAAAGACAAGAUUAUGACUUUGAGAGCAGAUCAAACAAUGACACGCUCAGCGUCUGAUGCUGGCCCCCAAAGAAGUAUUGCUUCAGGAGAUUCAGUCAGUGAUGACCCAGCAAGAUUAUUUGUAGCCCUUUUUGACUCUGAUCCCACCACUAUGUCACCUAAUUUUGAUAAAAAUAAAGAACAGCUACUCUUUAAAGACGGACAGGUUCUAAAAGUGAUUGGUGACAAAGAUGCUAUUUACAGAGGUGAAUGUGAAGGAAAGAAACGAUUUAUUCCCUGCAAUAUGGUCUCUGAAAUGCACAUCGACAGCUCAGAAGUAAAAAACCACCUGUUAAAGAAAGCUGAUGAAGAAUGA
This is a messenger RNA of Eublepharis macularius, 4434 nucleotides long. Its product is annotated as RIMS-binding protein 3C-like. Gene Ontology annotation, biological process: neuromuscular synaptic transmission. Gene Ontology annotation, molecular function: protein binding. Lineage: Eukaryota; Metazoa; Chordata; Lepidosauria; Squamata; Eublepharidae. The record is from RefSeq and is a predicted model, not a curated record. The transcript has 3 exons. The coding region runs from base 1 to 4434 and encodes 1477 amino acids.